Molecule: messenger RNA, 1162 nt
Organism: Penaeus monodon (black tiger shrimp)
Lineage: Eukaryota; Metazoa; Arthropoda; Malacostraca; Decapoda; Penaeidae
Product: nudix hydrolase 2-like
Molecular function (GO): ADP-ribose diphosphatase activity; NADH pyrophosphatase activity; NAD binding
Source: RefSeq, a predicted model, not a curated record
AUGUCGGUCCCACGAAGGGUUGUCAAGCUGCUCCAGCUGACGGCCAAGGGACCACCAGGCGUUAGAUACCAGCGGAAAAAGUACUCAGUUCAGUGCAUCAUGGAUAACCCUGUAUUGUUCAAGGGCAAGAAAGAUAGAUUUUCUGGGAUAACUGUUUCAUCUGAAGAUGAACCAACAACAGCACAAGAGUUUGAAACUGUUUUACAAGCAUCUUUAAGCCACUGGGCAAAGGAGAAGAUCAGAGGUGUGUGGUUUAGAGUUCAUCUUCAGAAUGCUGAAUGGGUUCCAAUACUUGCAAAGCAUGGUUUUACAUAUCAUCACGCUCAGCCACAAUUUGUCAUGAUGGUGAAGUGGUUGGCUGUAAAUGAACCAAAUAACAUACCCAGAUAUGCACAUAAUGUAAUUGGAGUUGGUGCAUUUGUUGUAAAUGAUGAGGAUGAACUGCUUGUUGUGCGGGAAAGAUUUCAUACAAGACCACAUUGGAAGCUACCAGGUGGAUAUGUUGAACCAGGUGAGGAUCUAAGCACAGCGGCCAUAAGGGAAGUUAAAGAAGAGACUGGAAUAGAAGCCGACUUCAUGUCUUUGGUGUCCUUCCGCCAUGUGCAUGGCGCCAACUUCAACUGUUCAGACAUAUAUUUCAUUGUCCAUAUGCAUCCAAAGAGUAAAAAUAUUACAAUGUGCGAGAGAGAAUUGGCAGCAUGUGAAUGGAUGAAGCUGGAGGAGUAUAUCAACCAUCCAUAUGUACACGAAACAAAUAGGUUCUUUGCGGAGCGUUUCCUAGAGUGCCGCAAGAAUGGAAUUCAGAUUGAGGCCAGCAACAUUUUCAGUGGAUCUUUUAAGAGGAACCAGGUUAUUUAUAGUAUCACUUUCCAAAAUGCUCAGACAUCAGAUGGAAAGAAUGACCCGGAAAACACAAGCAGUUCAGAUGUGGUUAAUGGUGGUCCAAAAAUAUAAUUUGUAAGAAAUUUCAGUAUGAUUUUUGUGCUUUUUAUCUAAGUUUAUGAAAUGAUAUAUUUGAGUUAUUAUAUCUGUUCACUUAUUAUUUUAUUUAUGAUUUUAUUAUAUUUACCCUUUCUCUAUAUCUUUCCAUAUCUGUAAGGUCUUCAAUAUUAUAUGUUGAUAUUUAUAAAAUCAUUUCUAAAUUUGAAAAUAUGAGUAUAUA